Molecule: messenger RNA, 3116 nt
Organism: Gadus chalcogrammus (walleye pollock)
Lineage: Eukaryota; Metazoa; Chordata; Actinopteri; Gadiformes; Gadidae
Gene: faxca
Product: failed axon connections homolog, metaxin like GST domain containing a
Exons: 6
Coding region: 252-1559 (435 amino acids)
Cellular component (GO): cytoplasm
Source: RefSeq, a predicted model, not a curated record
GCUGCGGAGGAUGCCGACCCCGCAGCGGGGACAAGCGCCGGGCGAGAUGCUCCUCGCCAACCACCGGUUACUUCCCGCAUCAACGCCGAAACCAUUACCACCUCCACCAUCAUCCUCCACUUCCCAUCCUACCUCGGCGACUGCUACGACGACCACCCGGCACUCAUGAAGCCCCCGUUGUGGAAGAAGAAGCAGCCCAACCCUGCCAAAGUGAGGCGGAAAGAAGAGGCCCGCUGCGAGCACAGAGUAGAAUGUACUGGCGCGUCGGGUUCGCGUGGACGCGGUCGUGUGUGCUGGAUCUCGGCCUGAACGGGAGCUUCUCGGGGGGGCUGGACGAGCCGCUGUACGGGUACGGGUACAUCAUCGCCUGCCCCUUGCAGGACUACGGCGGGAUCAUGUCAGCUCUCGGCUCCGACUCGUGGUGGAGAAAAACGCUGUAUCUGACAGGAGGGGCUCUGCUGGCGGCCGCUGCUUACCUUCUGCAUGAGCUCCUCUACAUCAGGAAGGAGGAAGAGCUGGACUCUAAAGAUGCGAUCAUCCUCCACCAGUUCUCGAGGCCUCGGACUGGCGGCCCGUCCCUGUCCCCCUUCUGCCUCAAGAUGGAGACCUACCUGCGCAUGGUGGACCUGCCCUAUCAGAACUACUUUGACGGGAAGCUGUCGCCGCAGGGCAAGAUGCCGUGGAUCGAGUACAACCGGGAGCAGGUGUACGGCAACGAGUUCAUCAUCGACUUCCUGGAGGAGCGACUGGGCGUGGGCCUCAACAAGAACCUGAGCCCCCAGGAGGAGGCAGUGUCCCGGGCCGUCACCAAGAUGGUGGAGGAGCACUUCUACUGGACCAUCGCCUACUGCCAGUGGGUGGACAACCUGGAGGAGACCCAGAAGAUGCUGGCGGUGUGCGGGCCGCUAAGCGACCUGCUCCAGUGGAUCCUGAGUCACCUGACCGGCGGCAUCGUGCAGCGGGAGAUGUACGGCCACGGGAUUGGCCGCUUCUCCGAGGAGGAAGUGUACGCCCUAAUGGAGAAGGAUAUGCGCACGCUGGCCACCCUGCUGGGGGACAAGAAGUACCUUAUGGGCUCCCGGCCCUCCACGGUGGACGCAGCCGUCUUCAGUCACCUGGCCCCCGCCAUGUGGACACUCCCAGGGACCCGGCCUGAGCAGCUCAUCAAAGGCGAGCUCAUCAACCUGGCCAUGUACUGCGAGCGGAUCCGCAGGCGCUUCUGGCCCGAGUGGUUCGUGGACCUGGAGGACCUCUGUUACCGUGACGACACGGACGACAGCGACACCGACCUGCCCGACCUGGGCCUGUACUCGCGCACGGACACCUUCCAGGACGACACGCACACGCACAUGCACACGCCGCACACGCACAUGCACACGCCGCCGCCCGCACACACGCACGGCCACGGGCCAUGCUCGCGCGCACACACCGCCCCGCCGCUCGCUCCGUUCCUCGCCCCGCCGCUGGAGCUGCACUCUCCCGACAGCGACCGCACGGGACACUCGCUGUACGACUCGGACAUGGACACGGAGUGCUCCGAGAUGGAGCCGCUCAAGUGAUGCACGCACGCGCCCCGAGCAAGCUGCCGCGACCGCGCGAUAAAAAAAACCCCGCAAAGAAUCACGCGCGUGCACACUUUGGAAUCGGGAUUGUUUGACACACACGUGACUCCUCCUCCUGAUGUCUCUGAGGGGGAGAGGGAGGCUGUGGGGGCCCCCUAACCCCCUACGGGCGGGGGGGAGUGGACCAGAUGGAGGAGCCUAGAGGUUUGGGGGAUCCUCGAGGGGUAAGGUCUGCCUGUCGUUGUUUUUUGGGAGGGAUUGGAUACUCGGAGAAAAUGAAUACAACUGCGGAUGUCGACCAAAGAAAGCAGUGGCGGACGGUGCAGCAGAGGGCAGAUGAGAGGGGAAUGAGUAGAUGGGAAAUAAGAACUAGGGGACAACGGAAAUAUACAGGAGUACAUGAUGCCGUCGCUGAUACACUCCUCCCUACGGCCGGUAUCAUCUGCCAUCUCAACUGCCUACCUAUCUUUUAUUUUGCAGUCCCCAUGGCAACUUUAGUGUAAAUGCUGUGUGCUCCCAUCGUUAUCUGUACCUCAUAAUUCGUGUGUAUGUGUUUUGUUGAGGAAAUGUACCCCUCCCGAAUACAUGGAUAUUUGGGGUUAUGUACAGGAAUUAUAGGAAGAAAAAAUCAUUCCGCUGUCCAUACGAUUUGAAAUAGAGCUCCGAUAGAUAGAAUAACAAAUGAUAGAACAGCAUCAAAUAGUACCCAUUUGACGUCAUUUCCCCCUGCCGUCUUGUAGUGUUAGUACUGUACUUUAGUACGGCGGUACCGUCAUUGUAUAAUAUUUGACAUAAGCUCUCCCACCCCUUCCCCAGCCCUCGCAUAUCUUAAUUUCCUUUGUGUCUUUGCCGUUACCCAUCGUUCAAUCUCAAAGCAAUGACGGGGUGGUUAUCGCUGUGUCUAUGUUUCAUUAACACCAACCGAGAGGAAAGGGCGAACUCAUUUGACAAGCACCUUGCAAAAAAAAAAAAAAAAGAAGAUAAUUACCCUGCGUUGUCAGCCGUCGGUUUCGUCGAACGCCAAGGUGCGAGUUACACGAGACGCUCCGAACAUAGUCCAGCCAUUCAGAGCGGGCGGAACAAUCAUGUAGAAAUAGAUUAGAUUUAAAGAUAUUACUGUAUACUCUGAGAGAGAUGGAGUGCAUGGCUGGUACGUGUACGCAAUACCCCCCACACACACACACACACGCACAGUUCGACAAGAGGUGAUAACAGCAAUAGAGUUCACGGAUAUGACGUAAUCGUAUGCAAAGUAAUAAGUAAUAAUAACAAGACUGGCUGUUCCUUCCCCUGUGAGUAGAGCUCACCAGAAACGUCCUAGCAGCGCACAAACAGCGAUGGUACUGGACGAAUGCCACUGCUGGUGGUACAGCAGCAGAUUGUGUGUCUUAUUCGUAUUUGUCGUUCAGCAAACGCGUGUAUAGCCGCCAUAGUAAGCGCACUGUGUUCAAGCUGUGAGUGCACAUGCCAUAAGCCAGGAUUGGGACUGAAAGGUGCAUGGAUGAGUCAUACACAAACACACGCACACUCUUUUUCUCGCUCUCACACACACAC